UUCGUCUCCUACCACCACGAGAGAACUAAAGUUUCGCGCCAGUUCAAAGAACAGAUCGGCUGCAGGUGGAUUUGGCGAACGUACAUCGGUACCGAAAGUUUCUUCUAGAAUAGAGGUCCUUCAUAUUUUCGUUGGUUCGAUCUGUCAAUCUUUGAGAAGGCACCGUGAGCGUAAUUAAUCUCUGCAAACACGUGAUACUUGUGGAUCUUGAAAAGAAUCCAUCGUUGAGUGUUUAAUGAUAUCCUCCCAUGAUAGUGCUGAGAUUUGAUAAAUUGCAGUAUUGAUAAAUCACGGUGGUAAUAGCAGGAAAUCCAUAAUAAUUGUAAAUUAGUUGAUAUUAAAACUGUUGAUGAGUCUUAGUGGUUUAUUAGGAUGAGGAUAGGACAGUCGUGCUGGGUGCUGCUGGCAGUCGUGCUACUGUCCCCGAUCCAUGCCGAGAAGAACACCGACAAUGUCGAUGAUGUCGACGACGGCGAGAAAGCUCAGGAAAAGAUAUCGACGUCGCUCAAGCUCGACGAAGAUGCCAAAAACAGAACGAGCAAAGUACGAGAAGUAGUGGCAUCCGCGAUGAAGAUGCCGGAAAAGCGGGAACAAAUUGGCGAGGUAAUACCAAUAAUACGUAGCAUGUCACCGCCACAAAAGCUGGCAAUGGCAACGCUAAUUUCCACGAGAAUAUCCAGUAACGACACGACUUCACCGCCACUCGAGGAAGUUGAGUCGCUCCUCGGCAGCGGAAACAGGGAAAACGCGAGCAGAGAACUGAUGCUACCGAUCAGCAUGGACAUUGCGAAGAUCAUAUCCAACGAUUCCGAUUCCGAUGAGGGCGGGGGAGAGGAUUCGGACGAGAUGCCCGAAGCGUUACCCGAGGCUCAAGAAUUACGAUUAAUGAGGAUCCAAGAGCGACGGCGACCCGUGCUUAUCAAACCAUUGCGACCCCCCAUAAGACCGUCUAUUCCGAACAGGAGGAACGUUUACACAGGUAUAUCGAGGCCGCCUGUCAUGCGGCCGUCUAAACGGCCGAACGAGUCGAAGAGGAGGCCCACGGAAAACGAAUGCACUUUCUUCACGAAGACGGUGUGUCUCGAGGCCAAUGAUUAUCCGCACGAAGCGAUAAUAAGAAGUUUAAGGUCCAAUAAGGAAAUGGUAUCCGCAUUGUUGACCGAUUAUAAGGCGCAAGAUUACGGAAGCGCGGAAGAAAAAUUGCCGAGCGCCCUACCGCUGGAGAAUAAAUACGAGAAUCGCUAUGAGAGCAGAUACGAAAGCAAUGAAAUUAAAAGACGAUCUGACAAUCCCUUCGAUAACGUGGAGGAGGGUUUCACUUGUCCAUCAACUGUCAAAUAUGCUCGGCCGCAAUUAGCGAGAGCUGCUUCUGGAGUAUGGAAGUAUAUAAUAAACACAGGUGAACACACCCAAACGAUACGACUGGAGAAAUGCUCCAAUCCACAGUCGAGCUGCUCGUUUAUUUCCGAAAACUACCGUUCUUCCUGCGUACAAAUCUACAAUUAUCACAGAUUGUUGACUUGGGAUCAAAAACUAGGACUACACAUGGAUAUAUUCAAAGUACCAACUUGCUGCAGCUGCCACGUGCACGGCUACAGCGAGAUCUUCCCUCCGCAUCAAAAGGAUCCCCCGAUGAAGCCCAAGGAGACGUUCCCGGGAGCAGAUUUCGCGACAAUCAACGAACAGAAGGAUGAUUUUCAGGACUUCAACAAGGCCGUCGGUCUCAAUCACAUCACCAAAUACACUCCCACCUUGGCCUACGACUCCAGCCACGGUAUUUUACUUCAGAAUUACUCGCCAUCACCCACGCCAUCGAACGACCUCAGUGAAUACGUCUCGUUUCCCCCAGUGUCCAGCAACAAGAAGACAGUGAUAGAGAUCAGCCCGACGAGUAGACCCAGCUUUACUCUGUCCAAUAGAACUAGGCCGAAAAAGCCCGCAUCGAUUCCGAGGCCAUACGACAAAUUGCCGCAGCAACAUGCGCCCAACACGCGGGCGCCAGGCUACAAAGGUCCAUUGACCAAGAGCAAUAGGCCCAAUCGACUCAACAGGCCACCUUUCAGACGAGAAUCCACCUCCCACGAGGAUUUUUCGGAAACUUCCCGUAACAGCACGAGCAACAAUCGAUACAGUCAGCCGUAUGACCAGAAUAUGGAUGCUACGUCGAGACUACAAAACGGAGGCUUCGACGAGGAAUACCAGGAGCCGCAGAGGAGAAUCAACUAUAACUAUCACCCAAUCAUAGAUUUUUUCAAGCCGGAGGCUGCGAUGUUGCAAUCCGCGGAGCCGCAACUCGCCACCCAGCCGGCACCGGUUCAAAGCGACAAUAGCGCAUGGAAGCCGAUGAUAUCUUAGAUCAUAGUUCUUCCUUUACAGUACCUGACAUCCUAUUUUAAUGAAGAUUCCAAAUCAUUAUUUCGCGAGUUUCGCGUUUUUUACAUUAAUCUCUAGGAUCGUGAGAGAAUAAUGUAAGACUCGACUCAAAAGAGUCUCAAAGGCACGUAAAUAAUAAACAUGCCAUCGCGUGUUCUAAAUUGAGUUCAACACAAAAGAGAGAAAAAUUUAAAAAUUAAUUAAAAUUACAAAUAAAGACUAGCUUAUAUCUAAUUUAAUAUUUAGAGGUUUUAUCGCAAAACAUUUCGUAUUGUUAUAAAAACUUAAAUAAAUACUUUAUCUAAUUAGUUUUAUUUUAUCAUUUAAUUAUAAUAAUAUAAAAACGUCAUAUAAAAACGUAACAAGUGGCGAUAAAUUUUUAUUCAAAUAUUCCAUAAAGGAUUUGUUAUAUAAUAAUAAUAAAAUAGUAAAAAUUGUUAAUGUUAGAAUAUUAUAACCAAAAAGUGAGUAGAUGCAAUAAUCGGUUUGUUUCUUUCUACUACAUGUUUGUUUUCUGAUAUUUAUAUUUAUAAUUGUUACCUCUCUCUAUAAAUUAUUUAUAAAUUAUACUUAAGGAAUUUACGAUAUAUGAUUGUGUUUCAUAUUAUCAAUAAAGUAUUUUUAGAAUUUU
Molecule: messenger RNA, 3004 nt
Organism: Pogonomyrmex barbatus (red harvester ant)
Lineage: Eukaryota; Metazoa; Arthropoda; Insecta; Hymenoptera; Formicidae
Gene: NT1
Product: Neurotrophin 1
Biological process (GO): innate immune response; central nervous system formation
Cellular component (GO): extracellular region
Molecular function (GO): growth factor activity; Toll binding
Source: RefSeq, a predicted model, not a curated record